GACAGCCAGCAGCUGUAGGCAGAAAAAUAUGUACGGAACGGAUCGGAUAUAAUUUUUAUUUCUAUUACUUACAACUACCCGCUACCGUUAGCGUAACAAUUUAAAUAUUUCAAAGUGUUUACGUAUUGUAACCAUUGUACGAAUGUUGGAACUAAUUGUGUAGUUUCGUAUUUACUUACAGUAUAGGUUAUAAAAAAUAUAAACAAUGUGGUUUAGUAAACCAAAUAUUACAGUUUUAAUUCUUAUAGUACAUGUAGUAUGGACAAAGUGCGACGGCCAAGUAGGUCCCGAUCCUUGGGACUAUGUAAGCACUGUGAACUCAGCUAAACAAGAUGAUAUACCACCAGACCUUGUGAAUGUUCCUACUAAAAAAGUUCAAACAAAUACCAUAGGCAAAAGUGAAUGGUUUUACAAACGAAUACUAGCAAUCGUAUUAAAAGGAGGAUUAGUAAAGAAAAAUGAAGAUGGCAGUGUAGAUAUUUCCUUGCAAAUGCGAUACAGCCCUGAACACUGGAAUACUCUGGAAGAAUACAUUACUUCCAACAAUGCACUCUCAGAAGAUAUGUAUAGACGUUCCAUGGGAUAUGUGGAGGAAGCUAUAUACAAACCCACUAUUACUGAGAAAAUUGUUAUGGCGUGGACUGAAUAUAUUCAAAUUUAUUUAAUUGAUUAUAAGUUAUAUAUUAUAUGGACUAUAAGUAUCCUGGCAAUCAUAGGAUUAACAAACUGGCUGGUUCGUCAUUUAUCACAAAAACAUAUAUUAACUCUUUUAUUUGCUGUGUUUUAUAUGUAUGAAGUUUUUGUAUCCUAUAAGGAGGCUGAGAAACAAGAACUAGAUAGGUUCAUACAAGCAGUGAAUACAUGCAAAUGGUUCAUAUGGAGUUCUACCUGUGAAGUACCACCGCCUGAUCCAUUAAUAUUUCUAAAACAUAUGAAUCCACUUAAAAUUUGUGUGAGAAUGUUUAGUGUUCUGUUGACAGAACUAAUGCUACCAAUCAGUGAUACAGUCAAGACAAUUUCCCAUGGAAUUACUGAUGGCCUGUGGUUCCCUUUUGAUAAAAUAAUGUAUGGAAUUCUGAUGGUUAUUUUCAAUACUCCAAUAAUAUUAUUGUUUGUAAUGAUAAUUUUUAAUUACUUUUUAAAUGUGCCACUUAAUCUGAAUUUUUUGGGUAUAUUUAAUAUUGGUUUGAAGCAACGAAAUAGAUCUAUUCCAAAAGCUUUUUCUAAUAAUAACACACCUGAUAUAAAAAGAAAGGAGAGUGUUGAUAGAAUUAGCGGAGAAACUCUAAAAAAGUUUCUAAAUGUUUUUGAAAAGGCCCUUGUUACAACUCAAUCUGCAAAUACAAUAAAAAUAAGUAAUAGUUCAAAACUAAGUUCAAAUUUAGCAUUAACAAAUAAACCUACUAUAUCAAGAUCUGCCAGUACAGGUCGCUUGCCUAAUUUUUCAAGCAAUGAAAAAUUAAAUCACUAAUAUUUUUUAAGGGUCCAACCAUUUUUUAAUCAUGCACAAUUAAUUUUAUAAUUAAACUUCCAAGUCACUAAAAUUAUAAGAUUUAGUUUUUCAUAAUGUAACUUAUAUAAUAAAUUAAUUCAUAGCUUUAGUUAUAAUUUGUAACCUGUGAUCUAAUAAUUAAAUUCUAUAAUAGCUGUAGGUAGGUAUAGUUAGAUGUUAAUAAUAAGUUUUACAAUUUUUGUGUAUAAAAUCGGUCUUGUAAAUAAAUAAACAAGUUUUUUGUAAUAAUGUUUUUAAUUAUUUUUUGUGAUGCUUAGUGAGGAAAGUGUAAUAAAUAAUAAAUUAUUAUAUAAAGAUUUCAAAACAUUCCAUUCAGAAUACACAAGAAGCAUUAUUUAAUAAAAAACGAUACAAUUACAGGACCUAGGUAAGAAGCAAAUUCUAAAUCUUGUUUAAGGUACUUAAUAUCUAAACACUAUUGGUCAACAAACAUUCGCAACCUCAUAAUAAAUAACAUCAUAACAAAACAUUAUCAAUAUAUACAACUAUUACCUACCAUUCCAUAGCCAUAAGGAAUGAUCAGAGAUCAAUGAACUCUGGGCCAAGCUUUAACCAUAUUCGUUAAACGUCACUAUACAUAUGUGCCUACACUAAAUGGACUAAUCACUAUACUAUAUUGAUGUGACGCUAAAUAUAAUUAAAGAAUCUGGAAUGUUCUACCUAAUGAUCAAAUAAUUAUACUUAGAUAGGUUGCCUUGAUUUUAUCAGACUUUACAGCCUUACUGAUUGAGUUAGGAAUUUUCAUAAGAGAAGUGAAGUGUAUUUAUAUAAAUUAAGGUAACUUAAUGUUGGAUUGGUCGAUACUGGAUAUGUUUUGAUAGCCUUUUUAAGGUUUAUUACAGCAACAUCAAAUGUUUCCAUUAUGUAUAGCUUUUAUUUAAAUAUAAAUUGUGUCUGCUGUCCUGGCAUCUUACAUUAAUGUUGAAAUUGUCUUUAUCUAACAAAGAUAUUUCUACCUGUAUGUAUUUGAGAAGAGUAGAGCCUAUCGAAAUGAGUAUCUAUUUGUGGUAAAUACUCACUCUUAUUUAUUUAUUUUUAUAAAUACUCGUAAGAAAGAAUCAUAAAUUUGGAUUGUUAAAUUCUGUAAAUAUUUUUAUUUUAAUUGUUGUUGAAAAAAUUUUGCAAAGGUAAAUAAACGUAAAUUAAUUAAUAUCCUGUUAACAUUCCAGAUAGAUACUCUUAGUUCGCAAACUAAAAUAAAACCGAUAUAACAUGUGCACGAAUGUUAGAGAAACGGUAUUCUUGAGAUAGGAUAUUAAUUUCUCUGCAUUGCAUUAAAUUACAUAAAUCACUAUUACAAUAUAAUUAAAUAACUUGAGUCUUCGUCCGCGCAGUACAACAGUGCGGGAUAUGACGACAGAGACAACGAAAUUAUGAAGCAUAGAAAUUCUUCUUUAAAAGACUGGUUUGUAGUGGUAACGUGAACGCGAUAGGAAAGCAGUAACAUUUCUAGAAAUUAUUAUCAUGUCUUGUUUUUUUUAACAUGUUUUCAGUCCCGCGCCAUCCCCUGUAUAUCUAUCUGAAUAAUUUAAUCACGCCUUUCUGCUAUGCUGGUUCCACUCAUUCAGUUUACACAUACAAAAGCGUUUGUUCUGUGAACUUACUACUAAGUAGGUACAUCAUAAACCAAAGUCUUUCGAAAGAAAAUAAUAUGAGGAAGUAGGAUACCUACUUAUUGUCGCAAAAAUAAAAUCAGAAGGGGUUGAAAGUUUGUACGGAAAGUUCUUCACUUUUCAAGUUUUUAAAAAUUGGUACUGCCAGAAAAAUACUAAAAAUAAUUUAAUUCAAGGUUUUUUUUUUUAUAAUUCUACCCCUAAAGUUAAAAAGGGGUUGAAGUUUUAUUUAAUAAAAAUAAUUACGCAGACAAAGUCGCGGGCUUCCGCUAGUAAAUAAAUAAAUAAGUAUGCACUUACGCUGCUCUGCCGCAUACCGCCGCACCACUGUACCACGCGGGCGAGGACCGAGUUGUAAGUUUUACCUACAAGUAUGACAAUGCACAAAAGCAGACAUCAAAAUGGUAUUUUAAGAGCAGUGGGCGUAGUGGCAGUUUUCAAUGUUUUCAUACUGUAACGAUCGCGUAACCGUAAACGUAAAGGAGAUGGUCUAAAAUUGUAUGGAGCCCAGGCGGAAAUAAUAGAAAAUAUUUUUUUAACUAUUUUCGAUUAUACAAAUCUACGAAUUUAAUUUAAUUCUUUCGAAAUAAUAUUCAUUCUCUCCCAAAAAAUUCAACGCUAAUAUGCGUAACAAUGGCAAAUUAAUGACGUUUUCAACGCAAUAGUCGUUUUGACGUUGGCUUGACGAAGGGCGCCAUCUUGAUACAACUCAAAAUUUUAAGUUUUAAUUUUAUUUAUUUCUAUUUAUUUAGUUACAUUUAUUCACUUAAGUAUUUAGAUUUUAACAAACACGCUGUAUUUUUAAAUCUUAAUGAUACGGGGUACAAGAGUGGACCUGAGAUGGACCAUCUCCUUUCCAAGGAAAUAAAACAGCUGCGCAGUAGUGCCACUAGAUGGCGCUGUUUCAAUUCCUUAGAAAAUCGCGUUUACGGUUACGUGAUCAUCACAGUAUGAAACAUUGAAAACUGCCACUAGGCACUCUGUAUAUAAAAACAUCCCACUACCGACUUAAUAAUGAAUAUUAUGUACCUGGUAUUUUAACCCGCUAUCGUGAUUCACUAUUAUUUAUUCAUCUACAUCAAUAUUAUUGCCAUACAUAUUAUUUGGGCACCUUUAUGAUCUUAAAAUUCACUUUGGUGUUCUAUUACACUAAGUUCUAUUGGCGGAUUAUUAUUAAGGAAUUUAAGAGAAUAUAAUAUAGAAGUGAUUAGUUUUAAAGCUCCUAAGUUACUAUACUUCUAACCUUUAUGAAACUUGUACAAUAAAUUCAAUUUACUCUUGAAUCGUUAUUUUUUUUUGGUAUUUGUAAAGUUUAAGUCGAUUAGAUUAAUUUUACUAUUUUAAA
Messenger RNA from Bicyclus anynana (squinting bush brown), 4471 nucleotides. RefSeq lists its product as uncharacterized. The transcript is spliced from 5 exons. The coding region runs from base 206 to 1471 and encodes 421 amino acids. The record is from RefSeq and is a predicted model, not a curated record. NCBI's taxonomy places the organism in Eukaryota, Metazoa, Arthropoda, Insecta, Lepidoptera, Nymphalidae.